Molecule: messenger RNA, 3012 nt
Organism: Columba livia (rock pigeon)
Lineage: Eukaryota; Metazoa; Chordata; Aves; Columbiformes; Columbidae
Gene: CHRNA1
Product: cholinergic receptor nicotinic alpha 1 subunit
Exons: 9
Coding region: 177-1547 (456 amino acids)
Biological process (GO): monoatomic ion transmembrane transport; chemical synaptic transmission; regulation of membrane potential
Cellular component (GO): postsynaptic membrane; neuron projection; synapse
Molecular function (GO): transmembrane signaling receptor activity; acetylcholine-gated monoatomic cation-selective channel activity
Source: RefSeq, a predicted model, not a curated record
GGCAGCGCAGUGGCCCUCAGCUGUCAUUCCAAAAACAGGUGCUGUAAAUCAAUACCUCGGUGGUUAUAUUUCGCCAGCACCCUGGCAGGAGGCAGCGCAGCUCUCUCCUCUGAAGAGACCUUAAAGGCGCUUUGUGCGUGCGCCGGUCUGUAUUACUGCAGCAAAAGGGAGCUGUGAUGAUGAAGGUGCAUCGCGUACUCCUCCUCAUCUCUGCAGCUGGGCUGGCCCUGUGCUAUGAAGAUGAGACUCGCCUUGUUGAGGACUUGUUCAGGGACUACAACAAGGUGGUGCGCCCAGUGGAGGACCAUCGGGACGCCGUCAUCGUCACCGUCGGGCUGCAGCUCAUUCAGCUUAUUAGUGUGGAUGAAGUAAACCAGAUUGUGACAACCAAUGUACGCCUGAAACAGCAAUGGACAGAUGUUAACCUCAGGUGGAAUCCAGAUGACUACGGCGGCGUGAAAAAAAUCCGCAUCCCCUCAGAUGAUAUCUGGCGGCCAGACCUUGUUCUUUACAACAAUGCAGAUGGUGAUUUUGCUAUCGUUCAAUACACCAAAGUCCUUCUGGAGCACACAGGCCUAAUCACCUGGACACCACCAGCGAUUUUUAAAAGUUACUGUGAAAUUAUAGUGACGUACUUCCCAUUUGACCAGCAGAACUGCAGCAUGAAGUUGGGAACUUGGACAUAUGAUGGUACAGUGGUUGUUAUUAACCCGGAGAGUGAUCGUCCAGAUCUGAGUAACUUCAUGGAGAGUGGGGAGUGGGUGAUGAAGGACUACCGCGGCUGGAAGCACUGGGUUUACUAUGCUUGUUGCCCCAACACCCCCUACCUGGACAUCACCUACCACUUCCUCAUGCAGCGCCUGCCUCUCUACUUCAUUGUCAAUGUCAUCGUUCCCUGCCUGCUCUUUUCCUUCUUAACCGGGUUUGUUUUCUACCUACCCACAGAUUCAGGUGAGAAAAUGACUCUCAGUAUCUCUGUCCUGCUGUCUUUGACUGUGUUCCUCCUGGUCAUCGUGGAGCUGAUUCCCUCCACCUCCAGUGCAGUGCCUCUAAUAGGCAAAUACAUGUUGUUUACAAUGGUUUUUGUCAUCGCUUCAAUCAUCAUCACGGUCAUUGUCAUCAACACCCACCACCGCACCCCAAGCACGCAUACCAUGCCACACUGGGUCAGGAAGGUUUUUAUUGACACAAUCCCAAACAUGAUGUUUUUCUCCACAAUGAAACGACCGUCCAGGGAUAAACAAGACAAAAAUAUUUUUGCAGAAGACAUUGAUAUUUCUGAAAUUUCUGGGAAGCCAGGUUCUAUGCCUGUCAACUUCUACUCCCCACUUACCAAAAAUCCAGAUGUGAGAAAUGCUAUAGAAGGAAUCAAAUACAUUGCGGAAACUAUGAAAUCGGACCAGGAAGCAAGUAAUGCUGCAGAAGAAUGGAAGUUUGUUGCAAUGGUGGUUGAUCAUCUUCUCCUUGGUAUAUUUAUGCUAGUUUGCAUUAUUGGAACAUUAGCUGUAUUUGCUGGUCGCCUUAUUGAAUUAAAUCAGCAAGGAUGAACAUCAACUGGAAACUAUUUGCUACCCUGGUCAGCAUGUGAAAGCAUCUUAACCAUCAAAACCUGGCCAGCCUCCGAAAGUUUUACAGACAGGAACUGAUCCCUGCUGGGAAAGAUCUGGGAUAAUAAAACGUAAGGCUCCAUACUUAACACUUCUGAGCUGCUGCUCAGUGGCAUUUCACUGCCAAAAAGAAACACUUGUGUUACUGGUAGACUGAAUGGCUGCUGGCCAGGUUUUGAUCCAUUUUACCAUAUAUUAAAAAUGUUAAUGCCUUAAUAAGACUGUCUGGCUUUGUAACCCACAGAUACAAUUCCAGAGAAAUCAAUAGCAGUGUAAUAAGCUUUAGCUGAGCUGUAAAUCUGUAUCCAACUUUAGCAUUCGAGCUAGCUUCAAUAUUUGCUCUGUGGUUUUUGUAUUGGCAGGGUCACAAAUGACUGUUCUUGUGAUGCUGCUUAUAACCAGCAGAAAUAUAUUGAACUCCAUGCUUAAGCACUUGAUUUUCAUGCACAAAUCUGAAAGGACUGGCUGUCAUAUGUGACUCUACCCAUAGAAACUCUUGAUGCAGCAAAGAGGAGGUACUGUUCCUUACUGUGGGAAAGAUCCAGCCUCAGCCAGUUUGGUCCCACAGGUAUUUUUUUGGUAUCAAGUUCCAGUGUAAAGGAGUUGUAGGGGAGGAUUUCUUGCCCUGUUUUAUCACUGAGCCCUGCCCUGCGACCAUGAGGCAUCCCAGUGACUAUGUUGUAGUAGCUGCCAUUUUAUUUUAACCUAAUAACACCUGUUACAAGAGACCCUAAAUUAAUUACAUAUUAAUGCUCAGGAUUUUCAGUUGUGAACAGAGAUGCUCAGCAAUUUGCAUCCUAAGGGAAAAGUUUAGGCCAGAGGGAAGAGAAUGCAUCCACAGGAUAACCUCUGUACUCGGCAUACUCUGCUGCAGGAAGGCUGGCUUCGAAGGUGGGGGUGCUCAGUAUAACAUCUGAAACACGAUUCUCUCUGUUCCCUGAAAAGUGUCCCCUGUCCUGCUGAAAUAGAUCAUGAGCAUUAAAGUCAGACGCUGCAUCACAAAGAUCAUUCCCGGGGAAAUUGUGGAUCUCAGUUUUACUUACACAUGACAAAACGACAGCCCACCCCCAUAAUCUGAGCAACACAAAUAAUUACCCAAACUUUAUCCAAAUGUUGAGCAGCAGCUCGCUCUAGUGGUUAAAACGAAGUAGUGCUGCUUUCGGGCAAAGACCUUUCGGUUUUAGUGAAUAUUCAGCAGAAGCAACAAGCUUCUGAGUGUUCCAAAAAUACAGCGUGGCAAUAGUAGCAGCGCUGCUUAUUUUUCUCAGAAAUAAAUAAGAAGAGGUGGGGCAAGGAUACAAGUUACUCAUCUUUCCCAGCUGGUUGUCCAAGCCGAUAGGACUUGUUUGCUAACAGCUGUAAAUAAUUUGCUGCAAGAUUAAUAAAAUAAUUUGUAUUAUGUUAA